UUCGGGGUGGCGGUUUCGUGGUCUCCGCUAACCUGCCUUUUCUGUUUUAUUUCUCUCGCUUGCAGGGUUUAAACGCUCCGAACCGAAACCAGCUCGCCGUUAAGGCUGUUGCGUUAGUUUGACACCUCGAAAAAAAAAAGCGUUUUGUUUUCCCUGGCUAUUCAUAUUUCGUUUUAGGAUUUUGUUUUUGUUUAAGCGGGGCCUAGCGGGCUAAGCCGAAGCCGCGGUGUCGGGUUGAUGCUGAGCCGGGAGAGGGAUUCGGGAACAGCGCGGGCAAGGGUAUUUACACUGUAGUAAACGGCUAAACCGCAGGGGGUGUUUUCCUUGUAAAUACUGUUAUUUGUAUAUACUGUAAAUGAUGACUUCGGUUGGCAGCAGCCGGGCCCGGGGAACCUGGGAGCAGCCGCAGCCACAGACACAGGCACAGAGCCAGACACAGCCACAGCAUAAGCAGCGGCCACAGGCCACAGCAGAGCAGAUUCGACUGGCGCAGAUGAUUUCAGACCACAAUGAUGCUGAUUUUGAGGAGAAAGUAAAUCAGCUCGUUGAUAUCACAGGAAAGAACCAGGAUGAGUGCAUGAUCGCUGUGCACGACUGCAAUGGAGACGUGAACAGAGCCAUCAAUGUGCUGCUGGAAGGGAACCCUGACACGGACUCGUGGGAGAUGGUAGGGAAGAAGAAAGGGGUCUCGGGGCAGAAGGACAGUGGCGGGCAGUCGGAGUCGAAUGAGGAGGGUAAAGAGAGCCGCGACAGAGAGCGAGACGCGAACCGCCGCCGAGGGGGCGUGGCUAGGAGGGGCCGGGGGACCAGCCGCGGGAGAGAGUACCGUGGGCAGGAGAACGGGCUCGAUGGAAAGAGUGGGGGAACCACAGGACGGGGUGCAGAGAGGGGGAGAAGGGGGCGAGGACGAGGCAGAGGCGCUGGCUCUGGCAGAAGGGCGGGCAGGUUUUCUGUUCAAGGCAUGGGCCAGAUUGAUAAGGGCUCAAGAUAUGAUUUUUCGAGAGAUGACAGGACCUUCAACCCAGCCGACUACGCCGAUCCCAGCAGUGCCGAUGACCACUACGGGAAUACAGGCGGGAGCACGUGGAACAACACUGGGAGCUUCGAGCCAGACGACGGGGCCAGACUUGAAUUCAGUGGUGGCGAGGGGACAAAUUAUCCCCGGAAAUUUGAUUCUGCUCCUGGUGCGUGGAGGACCGCGACGGAGGAGUGGGGCACAGAGGACUGGAACGAAGAUCUUUCAGAGACGAAGAUAUUUACAGCUUCCAGCGUGGCUGCGAUGCCUCUUCCUCAGGAGAAUGUGACCAUCACAGCAGGACAGAGGAUUGACUUGGCGGUGUUGCUGGGAAAGACCCCCUCCUCUUCCUUGGAGAACGAGCCUGGUCCCUUGGAGGUGUCCCAGCCUCCCUCUCUGUCCCAGUCUCUGGUGUUCAGCAGUUCCAAACAGAGCUCCCGGUCCCAGGCCCCCUCCUCUGGAGCCGGCUUCCCCCAGCACAACAUGGUCAGCAUGCUGGGGAAAGGCUUCGGAGACAUGGGAGAGCCGAAGGGAGGAAGCGGUGGGGGCCCCGGCACCACCAGCGGCUCCCAGUUCUUGGAGCAGUUCAAGACGGCCCAGGCACUGGCCCAGCUGGCCUCCCAGCACUCCCAGCACUCGCAGCCCGGAGCGGGGCACCCCCCGGCUCCCUCAUCCUGGGACCUGGGAGCAGGAACGCAGCCGUCCUCGCUGGGGCAGUACGAUUUGAAGACGCAGUCCGAGUCUUCUCCUCACAGCCCCUUUGCUAAGCGGCAGUCGUACCAGCCCUCCUCCAGCAUAAUGGAGGCCUUCAUGCAGCAGGACAAAGCCGUCUCCGCCUCCUUGCCCUCCGCCACGGCCCCCCCUUCCUCCCCACUGUCCAGCAAACCCUCCUCUUCCUCGGCGCAGCAACAGAUGUCCCCUGGCUCGUCGGACAACCAGUCCUCCAGCCCCCAGCCCACCCAGCAACACAAACUGAAGCAGCAGAAGAAAAGAACUAACAUUACCACUAAGAUCCCAGCUCUGGCUGUGGAGAUGCCUGGCACGUCGGACAUCGUGGGGCUAAACCUGCAGUUCGGGGCGUUGCAGUUCGGGUCAGAACCAGCCCUGCCAGAGUACGACUCCACCCCAGCAACCAGCACCCCCGCCGGGCAGACCCAGAAGAGCCUCUACACCAGCGCUGCCAGUGAAUCUGUGUCUGUGAUCCCGUCGAACCUGAGCCAGGAGCCUGGAUACCAGUGCAGCGUCCUGCCCCCAGCCUCCACAUACCCACCCCAGCAGCAGCAAGGCUCCACCCAGGCCACGUUGUAUGAGCAGAGAGCCACGCAGACGCGCCGCUACCCCAGCUCCAUCUCCUCCUCCCCGCAGAAAGAGCUUCAGCAGAGCAAGUGGAGCUCCAGCGUGAUGAAUGAAGAGGCUCUCGGUUCGCAGUGUAAUGGGUUUGUCUCGAUGCAGACGACGCAAGCUGUGGAAGUGAAGACAGUAGACUCCCCUCCUGUCUCCAGCAUGUCUUCUCUCCCUGACUCCGUGUCGGCUGCCUCUUCCUCUUCCUCCUCCUCCUCCUCCCUCCUCAUCACAGCCAGCCCGCACUCGACCACUCUGAGCAGCAUGAGCCACAGCGAGGAUCUCCCAGGCACCACGGCGCCCCCUGCCCAGCAGCACAGCAGCUCUUUAUCCACACAACAGAACAGCCUUUCAUCCUCUUCCUCGUCCUCGGCACGCGUUUCAGCAUCACCUUUAAUGCAGCACGCGAGCGUGGAGAGUGAGCCGGUCCUUCAUACCUCGUCCAGCACCUUCUCCUCCUCUUCCUCUUCCUCCGGAGCCGUGGCUGGCGUGUCCAGCUGUGUGUCGGCGGUGCCCCAGGCGGUCAGCGUGGCCUCGUCCAGCCUGGGUCCGGUCAGCAGCCUGGGCAUCGGACUGAGCGGAAACUCCGGUCCCAUCCAGGGGUCCUCGCGCAGCUCCCUCGCACCCGUGUCAGGGAAAGCGCCUCCAAAUCUCCCUCCUGGCGUACCUCCGUUGCUGCCCAACCCCUACAUCAUGGCUCCAGGAUUGCUCCAUGCUUAUCCACCUCAGGUCUAUGGCUAUGACGAUUUACAGAUGCUGCAGACCAGGUUUCCACUGGAUUACUACAGCAUCCCUUUUGCAACGCAGGCCACAGCGCUGACGGGGAGAGACGGCAGCCUGACCAGCAACCCUUAUCCUGGUGACCUCACUAAGUUUGGUCGCGGCGAUGCCUCCUCCCCGUCCCCGGCCACCACGCUGGCUCAGCCUCAGCAGAACCAGACUCAGCAGCACCACGGCGCCCAGCAGACAUUCCUGAACCCCGCGCUGCCUCCGGGUUACAGCUACACCAGCCUGCCCUACUACACCGGGGUGCCUGGGCUCCCCAACACCUUCCAGUACGGCCCCGCCAUGUUCCCUAUGGCUCCUACCUCCUCGAAGCAGCACGCGGUGAAUGUCAACGCAUCGGCCGCGCCGUUCCAGCAGGCCAGCGGCUACGGGUCCCACGCCUACAGCACUGGCUAUGAGGAGUUGAGCCAUGGUCCUGGCGCAGGGGAUUUCUGUAAGGGUGGAUAUAGCGUUGCUGUCGCUGCUGCUGCUGCUGCUGCUGCCGCCGCCGCUGCUUCUGCUUCUGUGCAAAGCAAGCCUGCCUCUGCCUCUGCCAUCACCGGACCCACGGCCGGUGUUUCUGUGACAUCGAGUAACACAGGGGUACCUGAUAUCUCCGGCUCAGUCUACACAAAAACACAGCAGUCGUUCGACAAGCAGGGUUUCCACACCGGCACCCCAGCCACCGCCUUCAACCUGCCCUCCGCUCUGGGCAGCGGGGGUCCCAUGAACCCUGGCACGGCCGCAGGGUACCCCCCCGCCCCCUUCAUGCACAUCCUGGCUCCCCACCAGCAGCAGCACUCCCAGAUCCUACAUCACCACAUGCAACAGGACGGGCAGAGUGGCACUGGGCAGCGCAGCCAAGUGAGCUCCAUCCAACAGAAAUCCCAGCUCAACAAGACAGCUUACAACACUUACAACUGGGGAGCCAACUGAGACGAGAGAGAGGGGGAGAGGAGGAAGACGAGAGAGAGAAUCCGUCUUCAAAGUUUAAAAAAGAAGAUCAGAACUAGUGAGAUUCGAGCUCUGCGGGUCGUUUUUUUUGGUUUGUUAUUUUCCCCCCUGACCUUUACUGUUGUAUGUAAUAUAGACUUUGUAUUCAAAUUUUUUUUCUCAGUUCCACCCCCACCAAGUACUUGCCUACCUACCAAACCACACUCUCUCUCGGUUUUAAUUUUUUGCAUUCAGAUUAUGCAUUUUGAAACGAAACCUGAAUAAUAAAGCUUUUUUUUUGUUGUUGUUCAGCCCCUCCUCCUCCCCACCCCCCUCCCUCUUAUUAGGAGAUUAAGUGAUUGAUAUGGACAGCAUUGUAUUACGACUUUGUCAGAGUGUUUUCUUUUGUACUGUGCUCUAAAUUUAAAUGGAUAAAACUGUCUUGUAUAUAUAUAUAAAAACACAAAGUACUGUC
This is a messenger RNA of Acipenser ruthenus (sterlet), 4529 nucleotides long. RefSeq names its product ubiquitin associated protein 2-like (gene ubap2l). Lineage: Eukaryota; Metazoa; Chordata; Actinopteri; Acipenseriformes; Acipenseridae. Gene Ontology annotation, cellular component: nucleus; cytoplasm. The coding region runs from base 356 to 4057 and encodes 1233 amino acids. The transcript is spliced from 31 exons. The record is from RefSeq and is a predicted model, not a curated record. Gene Ontology annotation, molecular function: protein binding.